GUCACCGGCCCCCAUGCGUCAUCUGUGGGCGGUGCGGUGCUGUACGCGUGACCGGUUUGUGGCGCUGCUGGUCAUGGCGACUCGGCGAGCUCUGCACUUCGUGUUCAAAGUGGGAAACCGCUUCGAGACGGCGCGUUUCUAUCGUGAUGUCCUGGGGAUGAAGAUUCUGCGGCAUGAGGAAUUUGAAGAAGGCUGCAAAGCUACCUGUAAUGGGCCUUAUGAUGGGAAAUGGAGUAAAACAAUGGUGGGAUUUGGACCUGAGGAUGAUCAUUUUGUUGCAGAACUGACUUACAAUUAUGGCGUUGGAGAUUAUAAGCUUGGCAAUGAUUUCAUGGGAAUCACACUCGCUUCUAGCCAGGCUGUCAGCAAUGCCAGGAAGCUGGAGUGGCCACUCAGUGAAGUUGCAGAAGGUGUUUUUGAAACUGCGGCCCCAGGAGGAUAUAAGUUCUAUUUGCAGAAUCGCAGUCCACUUCAGUCAGAUCCUGUAUUAAAAGUAACUCUAGCAGUAUCUGAUCUUCAGAAGUCCUUGAACUACUGGUCUAAUCUACUGGGAAUGAAAAUUUAUGAAAAAGAUGAAGAGAAGCAAAAGGCUUUGCUGGGCUAUGCUGAUAACCAGUGUAAGCUGGAGCUACAGGGCAUCCAGGGUGCAGUUGAUCAUGCAGCAGCUUUUGGAAGAAUUGCCUUUUCUUGCCCCCAAAAAGAGUUGCCUGACUUAGAAGACUUGAUGAAAAGGGAGAACCAAAAGAUUCUGACUCCCCUGGUGAGUCUGGAUACCCCAGGGAAAGCCACAGUACAAGUGGUCAUUUUGGCUGACCCUGAUGGACAUGAAAUCUGCUUUGUGGGGGAUGAAGCAUUUCGAGAACUUUCUAAGAUGGAUCCAGCGGGAAGCAAAUUGUUGAAUGAUGCAAUGGCGGCAGAUAAAAGUGAUGAAUGGUUUGCUAAACAAAAUAAACCAAAGGCUUCAGGUUAACAGAAGACAUCAUGUGGAGUGAGCAUUUCUGAUUCCUGCCCAGCCCCUGUGCGGCCUGCUGUGUCCAUCGUGAUAAAUGCUCUCACAACUUGGUUCCUAUGUACAGACAAGGAGGCUGCGGUGAAGAUUUAUAUAUUUUAAUCUUUGAAAGCUCUGAUAUAUUUUAGAUGUAAAAAUCCUAUUAUUAGUCCAGUUGGAGGAGAACUCUUGCUAUGUCACUGGAAUGGUGCAUUCUGUGUGUAACUGUGUAAUCUAAUUCAUUUAUUAGAUUAGUAAUAAAUUAUUUUCCAAGCUAGGGCAACUAUAUGGACCAUUACCUUUGGUCAGGGAUGAAGGGAAUUUUGAUAAGCAUGUAAAUUUUAUGAGAACAACUGUUCAAAUAAAUCCUAAUCAGUUGCUUAUAACAGGAAUAUUUCCAGCACCUAAUGACAAUAUGCUGUGGUAAUGUCUUACUCUAGCAGGCCUUGACAUUUAAAAAUUUUUAAAGAAAUUUUGUUCCUUGAACUAAAAGAUUUAGUUAACGCCCCUACAUUCCUUGCUUGAAAA
Messenger RNA from Ceratotherium simum simum (southern white rhinoceros), 1516 nucleotides. RefSeq names its product glyoxalase domain containing 4 (gene GLOD4). NCBI's taxonomy places the organism in Eukaryota, Metazoa, Chordata, Mammalia, Perissodactyla, Rhinocerotidae. The record is from RefSeq and is a predicted model, not a curated record.